AUGAUUUCGCUUUCGGGCGGCGUGCGCGCCGCGAUUCUUCGCGAUGACUUCUCGCAUGCGCGCUCGUCAGGCCUGGUGGAUACCAUGAUGAAGACGCCCGGGUUUUGGGAGAGUUCCAGCGCGGUUCAGCGUGUCGCCGGCUUUUCGGGAGCACUCGCGGUUGCGUUGGGAGCGUUUGGCUCCCACGCAUUGCCACGCCGGGUGAGUGACCCGAAGCUGCUACGCAUCUGGGAGACCGGCGCAACCUACCACCUGGUGCACUCGUUGGCACUAGCGCUGGCUGCACGAGGUGGUGCGUUUGAAAACCGACCCGCCAAAGUUGCAAGCUUGUGUUUCGCCACUGGGAUCGCUUUAUUCUCGGGCUCUCUCUAUGCGCUGACGCUGACGGGUAAACGGAGGCUCGGUGCAGUAGCGCCGCUCGGCGGAACUGCGUUUAUUCUGGGCUGGGUCGCACUGGCACUGCGGCGUUGA
Messenger RNA from Cyanidioschyzon merolae strain 10D, 471 nucleotides. RefSeq lists its product as hypothetical. The coding region runs from base 1 to 471 and encodes 156 amino acids. The transcript has a single exon. NCBI's taxonomy places the organism in Eukaryota, Rhodophyta, Bangiophyceae, Cyanidiales, Cyanidiaceae. The record is from RefSeq and is a predicted model, not a curated record.